Molecule: messenger RNA, 690 nt
Organism: Ceratitis capitata (Mediterranean fruit fly)
Lineage: Eukaryota; Metazoa; Arthropoda; Insecta; Diptera; Tephritidae
Gene: Pdrg1
Exons: 3
Coding region: 107-514 (135 amino acids)
Source: RefSeq, a predicted model, not a curated record
AUUAAAUAAAAAUUAAAAAAUUUCUCUCGAUAACUAAGGGGAUAGCUUAAUGUUUAACUAGUUAAUUUUUUUUAACAAAUCUGAGUUUUGUCGUUAAAGCAGAAAAAUGUCUAAAACCGAUGAAGAAAAAACUGUUGAAAUUAUAAAAUCAACAGAAGAGGUAGCCGACAAGAUACUCAUGAACAAACAAGAGUUGGUGGAGCUGGAUAAGCGAAGGCAACAAACUCGUGAAGCAAUACGGGAGCUUGAAAAGAAUGCGGAUAAGGUCGAAAAGAAAGUUUGGAUUACGAUAGGCAGCAUGCUGGUAAAGUUAGAAAGAGAAAAAGCACUGAAGUUACUGAAAAAUGAUCAAAAACAAAUCGAACGAGAAAUAAAUAUUAUCAGCUCAGAUCAAAAGAUAUUGGUCAACAAACAUCGAGAUUUAGAGCAUUUUUCACCUUACUCAGGCACACAACUGAAAGCGCUCAAUCGAAAAGAAUUCGCGGCACUAAAAGCUAAUCUCCCACUUUUGUAACAAAACAAAAUAUAAGUAAAAAUUAAAUUCAAAUUAAUUAAAUAAAAAAAAAAUAGUAAGAGAUACUUUUGAAUUAAUAAAAAAAAACAUAUUUUAAUUUCUCACACAGAUUUUUAAUACUUAAAUUUAUGCCUACCGUAAUUGUUAAAUAAAAUGCUAUAUUUAAUUGCAUUAAA